AUGGGAGCUCCCAGAGCAAACACCCUGUUCCUGUGCCUGGGCAUCAUCUGUUGCUCUAGAAGUUCCCCACCAUGGCAUCUCCCCUGUCCCGACACCUGUGAUCAAACAGGCCACCUCCAAGGAAAGGGAGGAGCAGCAGGGCUGAGCAGAUCCAGCAAGGCAGCUGGACAAACAUCUUCUGCCCAACUCCUGACCCUGUCUCCCUGUGUUCAGGUGUUCAUUUUUGGCCCAGAUAAGAAACUGAAACUCUGCAUCCUGUACCCAUCCACCAUUGGGAGAAACUUUGAUGAGAUCCUGAGAGUGGUGGACUCCCUGCAGCUGACGGCGUACAAGAAGGUCGCUACCCCUGUGAACUGGAAGCCUAGCAACAGUGUCAUGGUCGUGCCCACCUUACCUGAUGAGGAAGCAAAGAAGCUCUUUCCCAAAGGAGUUUUCACAAAGGACCUCCCGUCAGGCAAGAAGUACUUGCAUUACACCCCACAUCCGGAGUGAGUGGGC
This is a messenger RNA of Cuculus canorus (common cuckoo), 498 nucleotides long. RefSeq names its product peroxiredoxin-6-like. Gene Ontology annotation, cellular component: cytosol; mitochondrion. Gene Ontology annotation, biological process: cell redox homeostasis. Gene Ontology annotation, molecular function: peroxiredoxin activity. NCBI's taxonomy places the organism in Eukaryota, Metazoa, Chordata, Aves, Cuculiformes, Cuculidae. The coding region runs from base 1 to 492 and encodes 163 amino acids. The record is from RefSeq and is a predicted model, not a curated record. The transcript has 2 exons.